Ilex paraguariensis (yerba mate) is the source of this 471-nucleotide messenger RNA. The record is from the annotation of a GenBank genome assembly. Lineage: Eukaryota; Viridiplantae; Streptophyta; Magnoliopsida; Aquifoliales; Aquifoliaceae.
AUGUUUCAACGUCAAAUCCUCUGUUCAAGCUUCACUGUCGACAACAAAGGCUUUAGCCUUCACAGGUCUCUUUCUCUAGACAACAAAGAUGCGGGUGAGAGAGAGAAAGAUGUGGUGUAUGGAGGCAUCAAGCGUGGAGUGAGAGAGAGAAGUGGUGUAUGGAGGCGUAACCGGCAUUUGGUUACCGACUCUUAUUGUGUUGGGGAGGUCAAUAUGCUGCAAAGGUCCAUUGAAUUUUCUAACCAGACCCCAUUUGGCAAGAUUAUGAGCUAUUGUGUUUAUGUUCCUUCUUGUGUGUGUCAUCCUCCAGUCAAGGUGGCUCGUCACGAGGACUUUCAGAUUGCGGACUAUAGUGUCAAUGGACUUUCAGACGCUCUGCGAGUCUCCUUCAAUUGUCACGUGGGCGACGCCAACAGAUUCAUUGGCAGCGCACAGCCUCAACGCAUAAAUGCUAAGAAAACCAUUGAGUAA